UGACAAGCGCGUAAUUUGCAUUUAAAUAUUUGUUUGAAUUAUGUCUACCCGAGGCGUUAAGUUCAAUUUUGAACCUGGAGAGUUUGUUCUUUGUUUUGAACCGGACCCAACAAAGGCUCGUGUAAUCUAUGAAGCAAAGAUUUUAGAUACCACUGUGUAUAGAGAUGAAGAAGGAAAAAGAAAACCAGGAUAUCACAUUCAUUUCCUGAGAUGGAACAACAGCUGGGACCGCAUUGUGGGAGAACAACUUGUGCUUAAGACUACAGAUGAAAACAGACUGCUAAUGAAACAGUUGGCGGAGGUGACAAAGAAGAGUAUUAAGAAUAAAACAAGACGAAGAAGGAUCCAUGAUAUUUUGUCAUCUGCGUUUAGUGGGAAAACCCCGUUUGAACAUGAGCUUCAGAAGGAAGAUGAACAAACUACAGAUUCCAAUGACACAGAUGAGAGCACAGAGGAGACAGACAGCAGUGAAAGUGACACCAAAAUGGAAGAAUCAAAAAGGAGUUUGAGGGGUGUACCCAGUUCCGACAUUGAGAUACCUGAGGCGUUGAAAGCAGUACUUGAUAAAGACUACUUUGCCGUCAAUCAGGAUGGAAAGUAUGUGAGAUUACCAGCGGAGGUGAAUGUGGUGACAGUGCUGGAGAGUUUUGUGAAGACAUUUAUGAUGGAUUUCUGGAGCCCCGACUACGAUCGCACACACCUCUGUCACCAGCCACCCAAAAUUGCCAUUGAAAGAAUCCUACCCAUCUGUAAGGAGUUUGUUGACGGUGUUCGUAUCUGCUUCGAUUUUACCCUGGCCACACUGCUGCUCUAUUCCCCGGAGCGAGAGCAGCACACCCACCUUAUGUCAGCCUACACCAGCAAGUCUCCCGCCAGACAGAAAGUACAGAGUGAUGAUUCUCCCUUGCUGAAAUCUCCUCGAUCCCACACCUCCUCCAUACCUACACCGGGUGAUGAGUCUUGCCCCAAACUACCUAAAUACUCUCCAAGCGUGGAGGAGGAUGAUGAGGUUACAUUCAACCCUACAUCGAUGACUCCCCGCAGGAUUCUGAGAAGCAGAGGUUCGGAAUCCGGCAAGAAAUUAGACUUUGAGAAACAUGCUGAAGUUAAGGAGGAAAAAAAGGAGCCUGUUGAACAGUUACCAAGAAAAAGGCGAUGUUCUGAUAGACAAGAUGAGCCCCUAAAACGAAGGGCAUUGAGAAGCUGUAGGAAAUGUAGUGAGGACUCAAAUGACAGCGAGGAAUCGAAACCUGAGACAAUCAUGUCAGAACCUGCAAAAUCAACAUCACAGCAGAAGACAGAAAAGGAGGAGCCGUCCCCUCCAUUACUGAUUCCCUGUAACAUGCUUGGUACCCGUCCCCAGGGUGGGGUGGAGAGGGUGGGUGAGAAGGGGGCUCCUGGAAGUGUAGACAGUGUUGGAGACAGCGGGCGGGAAAUUCUGGCCACCAUUCUCCAGUGGCAGCUCCUGCCGCCAGAGGCCCUAAACCAGCUUCCCACCCCGCCUGCCCUGCUGUAUGGACCCGUUCACUUGUUACGACUAUUUGUGAAACUACCAGACUUAUUGGCAAAGAUGAACAUAGAGGAAAACAAAUUGGGUGUUCUGAAAAAGCUCAGCCACCAGUUUCUUUUGUAUGUAGCUGAUCACAUCAUGGAGUUGUUCCCUGAGACUACAUACACAUCUUCCUACGACUACUAAAGAAUGGAGAAGCAUCUCACAAAUCUAUGUUAAUUUUGUGCAAUAUUGUGUUUGUUUGCAAAGACGAGAAAUGAAAAUAAAGUUAUGUAUAGAAUAUUAGCUUAAAUGACAUUUUAGGACUAAAUUUGUUAUUGUAAAUCACACACAUUAUUUCUAUUAUCAUAUGCACAUUUUGAAACACAUUACAAUACAUUAACUGCAUAGUAUUGUUUGGAUUUCAUUCUGCUAUAAUAUGCUACUCAUUUGGUGCUUGCUCAUAUUGCGAUCUGACACCAAAGCAGAUAUUAUCCUCUGUGUUCUAGCAUUAAUGUGAAAAGAAAGUUUAAGCAGUUUAAGGUAUUCUCGAUUUAGUUUCAUGUAUUAUAUGUGAAACUUUUGUUUCCUCACAUUCCUUUGUUGUAUCAAACAACUUAUUCUUGUAUACUUUAAAGUCAGAAAGGAUUAAUCAUUAUA
Messenger RNA from Mya arenaria, 2149 nucleotides. RefSeq names its product male-specific lethal 3 homolog. NCBI's taxonomy places the organism in Eukaryota, Metazoa, Mollusca, Bivalvia, Myida, Myidae. The transcript has 11 exons. Bases 41 to 1696 code for a protein of 551 amino acids. Gene Ontology annotation, cellular component: MSL complex; nucleus; NuA4 histone acetyltransferase complex. The record is from RefSeq and is a predicted model, not a curated record. Gene Ontology annotation, biological process: regulation of DNA-templated transcription; chromatin organization.